Symbiodinium sp. CCMP2456 is the source of this 1263-nucleotide messenger RNA. The record is from the annotation of a GenBank genome assembly. Lineage: Eukaryota; Dinophyceae; Suessiales; Symbiodiniaceae.
AUGCGGUUAGCCGGGGAGACAGUCGAACUGUGGUCUGGCCAGCGGUUGGUCAUGAUUUCGCGUGCAAAAGAGAGCCGGCCAUUGGCUAGAUUUGGAGCCACCGUUGCCACAGCGUCUGACUGCUCUGCUGUUCUAGUUAUGGGUGGGAUCGAGGGCCACAUCAUCGGAGGCGUGUGCCUGAACGAUGUCUGGCGUUUCGACGUGGACACGAGAACGUGGGAAUGCUUGCCUGAACCGUCUUGGCAGCCGCGUCGCGGCUCUUUGCCGGUGGUUGUCAGUGAUGCGGGAACGGAUCGUGCUGGUUGUGUGCUACUGGUGGGUGGCACCGGCAUCAAUGCCAAGCCGUUGCGAGAAGUUUGGAAAGCAGAUGCCCCGAGGUUUCGGCCGGUAAGCUGGAGCCAGUCAACUGAUGAGGCUGCAUGGCUCGAAGCUGCUCAUGCCCUCUGGGUUCCAGAUUGCACUGGAGGAGGAUUCCUCCUCGUGUUUGACUCGACGGGCUCGUUGUGGCGCAGCUUUGAUUGGGGGCGAUCGUGGUGCAAAGUGGUCGAGAGGCUUCCUUUUGGUUGGCCACAGGAGCAAGUGUCCAUCGUGCGCGCUUGCAACGAUGCCCUCGUGGCUGUCACAAUGUCCACAAGAGUUUGGGUUUCCAAGGAUGGAGGCCUAUCCUGGGCCAGGGCUGAUGGUGACCGUGAUCCUCAUCAGCUGGAGCGAUGUCAUCCCAUCGGCGCCCGAGUCUCCGCAGGGCCUCCAGGUCUGCGAUGCCAGAUCAUUGAUGUAUUUGACGCCGAUGCUUCGGACCUACUCAUAGUUGCCAGGAACCGAGAGACAUGCCAGCUCACGUUGUGGCGUUUGUCCACGCAGGUGGAUACAGCGCAGAAGCUUCAAUCUUCUUGGCACUGUCUUGUGCCCGAGAUCCACAUCUACCCAGGCUUUUCCUCCGUCAACCAGCUCGUAAGUGCAGGGCGUGCCGCCGUGCCCACGCGAGAUGGCUUGGAGAUGCGGGCCGUGUUCGUGGAGUUCAACCCGAUCAACGAAUUCACAGUGUGGCGUGCAAGUCCUGUUGGAGUUGAUCGGCACAGAGCCAUGCUGGACCGGCUGGGGUCAGCGCAGACAAAGGUGGACCAUUGCACGUGGCAGAAACACAUCAUUGGAGCCCUGUUGCCCUCAAUGGGUGAAGACUGGGUGCCACGUGAUUUAGCAAUACCGGCGGCGAGCGGUGGCAUGCCUUACCAAGAAGACAACGAGUGGACGUACUGGCACUGA